GAGCAAGUUCACUAAGAUUGCAGCUUUGAUUAUUGCAGGUGUGAGAUGCAGUAGUCACUUUCGCGGCUGAUUAUAAUGGUAAAAUAAAUAUGCAGCUUCAACGGCAUGUCAAUGUACUCUUGCGAGCUCGUGGCAGGAAAAUUUUUGAAAUGCUAUGCUUGCUACAUUGGAAAUACUGACUAUAUUUCGCAUUAAAAGAUCGCUCUUAAAAUUCGUUCGUUCGCUUUUUACUUCUUUUAGUUAAAUAUGCUCAUAUCAACAAUUGCCUGCAUGUAUACACACCAUAAGUGAAUUCAUACAAACCUGCAUGUUUCCUUAGCUUAAAUAUUCGCAGCACUUAUGUAUGUAUGUAUGUAUGUACAUAUGUACAUAUGAGCGUGCGCAUUUUGAGCCGCUACUAUUGACUUUAGCUGUGCGACUUGUUUUCUGCAUCUAUCAGAGCCAGUUUAAACAAUAGCAUCUUUGUUUUAUUUCGCAUCCAAAGCAGACACGCGACAGUUGGUUCCAGUUUUCGCAAGCUUUUCGCGGCCGGUUUUGUCGUGUUUGACAGUAAUUUUUGCUGGUGUUACAUUAACAUCAUUACGAUCGCUGUUUGUUGAAUUAGCUGAUGCUGGUUGGGAGCAGUUUGCAGACUAGCUUUGCAAAAUAAAAACUUUAAAUGAAUUUAAGUUGUUCGCAUACUUUUUAUUAUUUAACCAUAUACUCACUUAUAUUAACUAUUUUUCUUUUAAUAAUACAAAAACACACAUUAAAGACAGCUAAAUAAGUUCACUAACCAAUCCACUAUGCAAGGUUCCACUUCCCCGUGGGCAGGCAGGCAUACCACUGCAAGAGCGCACUAUUUACUUAAUUUCCCACUUUGUAUACAGACUGGUUUGAGUUGCCCGCGCUGAUUUGACUUCCGAGCUUCCGUUUUUGGUAUAUGUGUGGAUAACUAUCCCACAUGCUUUCUUUUCUGUUGUGACGCUUUUCCUAUGAUAUAAAUGGCAUUGUGCGCCUGCUGGAGUUUUAUUUAACGUUCCGACGCGGUGAUUGUACUAUAUUACGAGUCAGUAAGCGAAGCUGUAUCGAAGUUAUCGUUAUUUUAAAAAGUACAAAUACGUGAAUGAUGACUAAAAGCGUGAUUUAUUUUCAUUGGCUAUUGAUGUUAGGCAUCGUUGCAGCAGCACCAUCAAAGCUAUCUGAGCGACAGUCAAUGUCUCACAGUCAAGCAGCAACAGUUACUGUUACACCAAAAUAUCCUAUUGAAGAUAUGCAACUUAUGCAACCGCAUUAUAUUACACUUGAGGAUUUCGAAUCAUUGCUGCGUCGUGCGGGUGAACUCUUCCGACCAAAUGCCUACCUUUCAGACGAAUCAAAAUCAACGGCAUCACAGCAAAAAAGUCAAUUACAACCUUUAGUUGCUGCUUCUGAAGUGGCAACUCCCUAUCGGCAAAUUCAACCGCCCUUGGUGCAACCGUUCAAUUUCUACAUGCCACUCUUCGAUUAUGAUCAUGGCAAAUUGGAUACCAAGAGUAAACGUUUGGAGCAUAUUGUGCCACCACCAGCUCCAGGCAAAGGAGGUGAUCAAACCAAUUACUAUGCUGCAAAACCUAAAAAGUUACCGAAAAAAUUUAAUGCUGGUACCAAACAAGUUAAUGUAAAAUGGUUAAAUGCUUUCGAAAAGGAAGCCUUAAGCGAUGCUAGUGGUCGAUUGCCGAAAGCAGUAUAUUUACUUCACGAUGAACGCAAUCGUAUUAAUUUUGACGACUCUUUCUUUGGCGUUGAUAUGCAAGUGAAAAUACCCAAUAAUCAACCCCAUAAGGAGGAACAUGUCGAGAGCAAUGGUACGCAGGCGCAAGAAGAGUUUCUCAAUCAGGGGGAAGAGGGUGGCGAGGAGGACUUAUUGGCUUCGGCCGCUGGGCAAGUAGCACACCGCGUGUCCAAAGUCUAGUUAAAAGGUUCAGUCAUAAUUUAUUAUUAUCAUGUAAAUCAAAUGUACAUAAAUAGGUAUCUUGUAAAAAUUUACCAAAAAACCAAUGUGUGUGGGGUAUAAUUUCAAAUAAAAUCAACACAUCUGAAAUGGCGAUGCAAAUAUUGGCAGCAAAAUCACUUGUGCUUUAGAUACCAGCAGAUACCAGUCUUUGAGAGGUUAAAAUGACAUCCAAUAAUUUAAAGUUUAAUAGUCGAAU
Messenger RNA from Rhagoletis zephyria (snowberry fruit fly), 2171 nucleotides. RefSeq lists its product as uncharacterized. The record is from RefSeq and is a predicted model, not a curated record. Lineage: Eukaryota; Metazoa; Arthropoda; Insecta; Diptera; Tephritidae.